AACCGGAUAUUCGGUUGGCAGCGUCCGCCCGGCCGGCAGAGGCCGGGACUCCCCAGGCCUUGGAGUCCUUCCAGCCGGGUGGCCCGGACCAGAGCGAGGCUCGAGCCGGGCGCGGAGGCCGCCGGGAGGAGCCGCCAUGGGGCCGCUGAUGGCCCGCCUGAGGCUCGGGCCGCGGCCGGCGCCGCUGAGGAUGACGGGCGGAGGCUGCGGGCGGAGGCGGCUCGGGGCCGAAGCGGGGCCCGGGCCCGGGGCCGAAGCGGGGCCCGGGCCCGGGGCCGAGCGGCAGUACCUGCAGCGAAGCAUCGUGCCCACCCUGCACUUCCAGCCGAGCCUGCCCAGGCUGCCUAUUCCCAAACUUGAAGACAGCAUGAAGAGAUACCUCAGUGCCCAGAGACCUCUUUUGGAUGACAGCCAAUUCAGGAGAACAGAGCAGCUCUGCCGGACCUUUGAAAGCGGACUCGGCAAAGAACUCCACGCACGGCUGCUUGCUCAGGACAAGCAGAAUAGACACACCAGCUACAUUUCAGGUCCCUGGUUUGAUAUGUACCUAUCUGCCCGAGACUCCAUUGUUCUGAAUUUUAAUCCAUUCAUAUCUUUCAACCCUGACCCAAAGCCAGAUUAUAACGACCAGCUCACGCGAGCGACUAACUUAACUAUGUCAGCCUUGCGGUUCAUGAAGACUCUUCGGGCUGGCCUCCUGGAGCCCGAGGUUUUCCACCUCAACCCUGCCAAAAGCGACACCGAUACCUUCAAGAGACUCAUCCGCCUUGUCCCUCCAGCCCUGGCCUGGUAUGGGGCUUACAUGGUCAAUGCCUACCCCUUGGAUAUGUCGCAGUAUUUUAGACUUUUCAAUUCCACUCGGCUGCCCCAGCCUGGUCGAGAUGAGCUUUUUACCGAUGAAAAGGAGAAGCACUUGUUAGUGCUGAGAAAUGGGAAUUUUUAUGUUUUCGAUGUCCUGGAUAAAGAUGGGAACAUACUCAAAGCCGCGGAAGUCCAUGCUCAUCUGAAGUACGUUCUGUCUGACAGCAGCCCCACUCCUGAGUUCCCUCUGGCAUAUCUGGCCACUGAAAACCGAGAUACCUGGGCAGGGCUGAGGCAGGAGCUGCUGAAUAAUGGGAAUAAGGAAACACUUGGGAAAGUGGACUCGGCCGUGUUCUGUCUGUGUCUAGAUGACUUCCCCAUCACAGACCUGGUCCAUUUGUCCCACACCAUGCUGCAUGGAGAUGGCAUCAACCGAUGGUUUGACAAAUCCUUCAGCCUCAUCGUAGCCAAAGAUGGGAAUGCUGCUAUCAACUUUGAGCACUCUUGGGGCGAUGGCGUCGCUGUGCUGCGAGUCUUCAAUGAGAUGUUUAAAGAUAGCACCCAGACCCCUGCCAUCACACCCCAGGCUCAGCCCACGCCCGUUGACUCCUCCAGGGCUGUGCAGAAACUCCAUUUCAGAUUGAACGAGACCUUAAAAGCCGGAAUCGCCAAAGCCAAAGAGAAGUUUGACUCCUCCAUGCAGACCCUCACUAUCGACAGCGUUCAGUUUCACAGAGGAGGCAAAGAGUUCUUGAAGAAGCACAAGCUCAGUCCUGAUGCGGUGGCUCAGCUCUCCUUCCAGAUGGCCUUCCUCCGACAGUACGGGCAGACGGUGGCCACCUAUGAGUCCUGCAGCACGGCGGCAUUCAGACAUGGCCGCACCGAGACUGUCCGUCCAGCUUCCGUGUUCACCAAGAAGUGUUCAGAGGCGUUUGUCAGAGAGCCUUCCAAGAACAGCACAGACCAGCUGAAGGAGAUGAUUGCCCAGUGCUCUAAGUACCAUGGCCAGCUGACAAGGGAGGCUGCAAUGGGCCAGGGAUUUGACAGACACUUGUUUGCCUUGAGAUACCUGGCCGCAGCUGAAGGCCACAAGCUGCCCGAGUUGUACCAGGACCCAGCCUAUGGGCAGAUCAAUCACAACAUCCUGUCUACCAGCACCCUGGCCAGCCCUGCCGUGAACAUCGGGGGCUUUGCCCCUGUUGUUCCUGAUGGCUUUGGCGUUGGCUACAGAAUCCAUGAAGACUGGAUUGGCUGCAAUGUCUCCUCCUACCCAGCCCGCAAUGUCAGGGAGUUCCUCCAGUGUGUGAAUAAGUCCUUGGGAGACAUUUUUGAUGUCCUAGAAGGUAAACCUGUCAGAAGUUAGCAGGAGAGGUUAGGGCUCUUUCAGCACCUAGUGCCUUUCUAGUGAUAACUGGGGAAGCAGGAGUUGGUAGGAACUGUUCUCUGAGCUUUAGAAUCAUGAAAUGCCCGAGUAACUAAAAUGGUCAUGUUUUAACUCUAAAAUCAUGAAUCUGACAAAAUGAAUGGGUUGUUUAAAGUAGGAUGGAUUGCACAAAUUCAACAGUGAAUCAUGACUUCUGGGGGCUUCUCUGUGGGUGGGAUUUGAGCUGGAUGGAGGAGACAUAUUCACUGUCUCUCCUUGAGGAAGAGGCUGCCAGCGCCUGCCUGGUUAGUGUGGAACAGGCCUGGUCAGGUCCCUCCGGGAAACCAUCUCAGUCUCUUGGUGAGAAUCCUGUGUCGUCUGCAUCAGGGGUCAUCUGCUGGGUCUUGGACAUUGAUACUCCUGCAAUAAACUCCUCUUGAAACCUGUGA
Messenger RNA from Phascolarctos cinereus (koala), 2613 nucleotides. RefSeq names its product carnitine O-palmitoyltransferase 2, mitochondrial. Gene Ontology annotation, biological process: fatty acid beta-oxidation. Lineage: Eukaryota; Metazoa; Chordata; Mammalia; Diprotodontia; Phascolarctidae. The record is from RefSeq and is a predicted model, not a curated record. Gene Ontology annotation, cellular component: mitochondrion. Gene Ontology annotation, molecular function: carnitine O-palmitoyltransferase activity.